Paramormyrops kingsleyae is the source of this 2035-nucleotide messenger RNA. RefSeq names its product rhomboid domain containing 1 (gene rhbdd1). Gene Ontology annotation, cellular component: membrane. Gene Ontology annotation, molecular function: serine-type endopeptidase activity. NCBI's taxonomy places the organism in Eukaryota, Metazoa, Chordata, Actinopteri, Osteoglossiformes, Mormyridae. The record is from RefSeq and is a predicted model, not a curated record.
AACUGAUUAAAAUAUUAAAAAUUCAAUAGCAAAAAACCUAUAUUUCAAAAUUGAUGAGUUUUUUUGUAAAGCUAGAUCAUAAUGUCAUGAACAUCUCCAGAAAAUUUGGUCUUUGGUUUUUAAGGUGUUGCUGAGAUAUCUUGACUUAAAGGUAGUGUCACAUGGUUACAUAUCACUAAUGGGCCUUUUUAACGGCAGCCAAACUGACAUGAAAUAGUAUAACAAGCACAGGUGUAAGUAAUAACAUUAAUUAAGGUUACAAAUAUGCAACAAUGAAAUUUAAUGGAAGCUUCAUUAAUGUCAAUGCAGACACUUGUACUUGCCAUACUAUUGAAAAGGCCCACAUGGCUAGUAAAUAUGGCUAAUAAAUGCCCUGCAUUCAUCAGAGGUGAGUGAGGUGUGCAAAUCGGUCCAGUGUAAGUGCACACUUAGGGAAUCACUCGACUUUGCAAGCAUCAAAGGUUAUAUCAUGGCUGCAUAUGACAAUAAUUGGUGGCUAGGAUGUGUUGAAGAAGCUAUGGAUGUUUGAGGUCAUUGUUGUGCUGAAAGGUGUACGUGCAAGCUUUCAGCUCGUCGUUAUGUGUAUAUGUAUGAGAAUGGACUUUUUUGCAUGUAUCUGUUUCUUCAUGGUUGUGUUCCAAGCCACUUUACAACAGUAUUGUGCUCUGUUGCUUGGUGUUAGGAUGUCAUUCCUCUUAGAUAUAUUGUUUUUCCUAGGUGUGAUGAGAUGAGGCCUCGUCAGAGAGGAGGGCACUUGGGCUUGCUCCUGCUGGGUUACCAGCUGCUGCAGAUGGGCCUUGAUAACAUCCCGCCUGUCACACUGGCUGUUCUCGCAUUGAACAUUUACCUCUUCUUGGCCCCCCUGGCAUCAUCCAUUCAAGCUUGUGUCAGUGUGCAGCAGGCCUGCUGGAACAGGGACUGGCGGCGUCUGCUUCUCGCUCCCCUGCACCAUGUGGAUGACUGGCACCUCUACUUCAACAUGGUGUCACUCCUCUGGAAGGGCUCGCGUCUGGAGCGCAGACUGGGUGGGGCCUGGUUUUCUUACCUGUUAAUUACGGUCACCUUGACCACAGGAGUGGUGUACCUGCUUCUGGCCAUGGGUCUCUCUGAGCUCACCCAAGACUCUUCCUACAGCUUGCAGUGUGCGAUUGGAUUUUCAGGGGUGCUGUUUGCCUUGAAAGUGAUUAAUAACUAUUACAAUCCAGGUGGUGUCACCAACUUGAUGGGCAUACCUGUAUCCAAUCAGAUAGCUUGUUGGGUUGAACUUUUUCUCAUCCAUCUUCUUUCACCAGGUACAUCUUUUAUUGGACACUUGGCAGGGAUCCUGGUAGGACUUCUUUAUGUCAAAGGUCCUCUAAAGGUGACAAUGCAGACAUUUGCAGGGUUUUUGACAUCAGAUCAAUUUAAUGCAGGAAGGCAGUACUACAGUUAUACAGGACACAGUGGCCAAAGUGCAUGGCCCCAACCAAACCCGGAGCUCCAUGCCUACACAGGAGGUCUCUCUGAAGAGGAGCAGUAUGAGGAGGCUAUCAGGGCCAGCCUGAAUGAGAGAGGGGUUGCUCCACACGACAGAAUGCUGUAUGGAUUUGUGAAUGCAGAGGAGCUCCGACAGCGGCGGCUACAGAGAUUUGAUCAGUGAUCGGAUUGUUACCUGAGUGGAUGGAACUGCUAAACCUAUAGGCUAAAUCUUCUCAAAUUCCAUCAAAGAUUUACUGAUAUGUAGUAUUAUUAUAUUAUAGGCAACUAAUGUCAGCUAUAUAAAAUGGCACUGUUUUAAGAAUUACAUUGUAAAGUAUAUGAAAGAAUCUCUGUGGUUUAAAUAAAGGGGAUUUUUAUUUAUCAAUCUAUAUGAUGGAAGAUCUAAGAUAUUUUUGCACUUUGAUAAAAAAAAAUAAAAAUGUUACUAGUCACUGAAGAUUUGACAAGACUGAUUACUUUUAAUACAGUUCAUUAAAUGCUCUGUGGUGAGUUUUUCCUUAUUGGAAAUAACUGUGUUGUGCAAGAUAAUGCCAUAUAAUAGAAUUUUAUAUUUUGA